This is a messenger RNA of Dipodomys ordii (Ord's kangaroo rat), 2482 nucleotides long. RefSeq names its product zinc finger protein 12 (gene Znf12). The transcript has 2 exons. Lineage: Eukaryota; Metazoa; Chordata; Mammalia; Rodentia; Heteromyidae. Bases 1 to 1926 code for a protein of 641 amino acids. The record is from RefSeq and is a predicted model, not a curated record.
AUGCGGUCUCUUCCAAUCAGCAAGGUGGAAGCUGCUGAUGUCAUCAGCUAUUCCAGCCUGACAACCAGUUUGAAAGCAAACAUAGAUGAGGUCUGGCGAGAGAACAACCUUAUGAACAGAGCAUGGGAAGGUAAAGCUAAACAUUCAAGGCCACCUGUGUUCUACAAGAACAAAAGCUUGGUGGGAGAGGGAAGCAGUGUUUCAGGGAAAGCUUUCAGUGUAGAGAAGAACCUUGUUCCUCGGAAAAUAGCCUCUAAGUGUGACUUGUGUGAAAAGAGUUUGGCCUGUGUUCCAGAAUACAUUAGCAGUGAUGGAAGCUAUGCAAGCAUGAAACCCAGCGAGUGCAGUGGAUGUGGGAAGUCGCUCCUCCACAUGAAGCCUCAGAAAGCCCAUCCUGGAGGUAAUUCAGAUCAUCAAAAUGGAGAUGCUUACACACUGAAUGAAGAGAAUUUUUAUCAGAAAAUUCAUAUUUUAGAGAAACCCUUUGAAUACAUUGACUGCCAGAAAGCCUUCCCGAAGGACCCAGUUUUUAAUCAUGUGGACGAAAAGUCCUAUAACUGGAAUGCAUCGGAAAUGGCCUUUCUCCAGAUGUCAGACCUCAAUGUCCAUCAGAGACCACACAUGGAAAUGAAACCCUAUGAAUGCCGUGAGUGUGGGAAAUCCUUCUGUAAAAAGUCAAAAUUUAUCAUCCACCAGAGGACUCACACAGGAGAGAAACCUUACAAAUGUAACCAGUGUGGGAAAUCCUUCUGCCAGAAGGGGACCCUCACUGUCCACCAGAGAACUCAUACAGGGGAGAAGCCCUACGAAUGCACUGAGUGCGGAAAGAACUUCUACCAGAAGUUGCACCUCAUCCAGCACCAGCGCACGCACUCAGGAGAAAAGCCCUAUGAGUGCAGCUACUGCGGGAAGUCCUUCUGCCAGAAGACACACCUCACCCAACACCAGAGGACGCACUCGGGAGAGCGGCCUUAUGUGUGUCACGACUGUGGGAAGACUUUCUCCCAGAAGUCAGCCCUUAAUGACCAUCAGAAAAUUCACACUGGCGUGAAACUCUACAAGUGCAGCGAGUGUGGGAAAUGCUUCUGCCGCAAGUCCACUCUCACGACCCACCUGAGGACACACACGGGCGAGAAGCCCUAUGAGUGCAAUGAAUGUGGGAAGUUCUUCUCCCGGCUGUCAUACCUCACUGUGCACUACAGAACCCACUCGGGAGAGAAGCCGUAUGAGUGUGCGGACUGUGGGAAAACCUUCUACCUGAACUCAGCCCUCAUGAGACACCAGAGGGUACACACUGGGGAGAAGCCGUACGAAUGCAACGAGUGCGGGAAGUUAUUUUCCCAGUUGUCCUACCUCACCAUCCAUCACAGGACUCACUCAGGGGUGAAGCCGUAUGAGUGCAGCGAGUGUGGGAAAACCUUCUACCAGAACUCAGCCCUCUGCAGACACCGCCGGAUUCACCGUGGGGAGAAGCCCUACGAGUGCUACAUAUGCGGCAAGUUCUUCUCUCAGAUGUCCUACCUCACCAUCCACCACAGAAUCCAUUCAGGAGAGAAGCCCUAUGAGUGCCGCGAGUGUGGGAAAACCUUCUGCCAGAACUCAGCCCUUAACAGACACCAGAGGACACAUACCGGAGAGAAAGCCUACGAGUGCUAUGAGUGCGGGAAGUGCUUCUCUCAGAUGUCCUAUCUCACCAUCCACCACCGCAUCCACUCAGGAGAGAAGCCCUUUGAAUGUAAUGAAUGUGGGAAAGCCUUCUCACGGAUGUCUUACCUCACUGUGCACUAUAGAACCCACUCGGGUGAGAAGCCCUAUGAAUGCAUGGAAUGUGGGAAAAAGUUCUACCACAAGUCAGCCUUCAAUAGCCAUCAAAGGAUUCACAGGAGAGGGAAUGUGGAUGUAGUGGAUGUGGGAAGGCUUCUCUGAAGUCAGACCUCAGCUCAAAGUUUCAGUGUGGUGAGCUAGACACUCCUGCCUGCAAUCAGACACUGUUGUACAGAUAGCUGUCUGUAUCCAUGGCCUUCAAAUCCACAGAUUAAACACAGUAAAAGUACUUGGGGGAAAUUUACAUUUGUACCAAACAUUACAAAUGUUUCUUGUCAUUAUACUCUAAAUGCACUAUAGUAGCUAUUUAUAUAGCAUUUUAUUGUAUUAGGUAAGUAAUCUUAAUUGAGAGAGCAUUGAAAAGUACACAAAAGGGCCAAGUGCAGUGCUUCAUAUCUGUAAUCCCAGAUACUCUUAAACUAGAGACUGGAAAGAUCAAGGUUCAGGGCCAGCAGUAAGUUAGUAGGAUAUCCCAUCUCAACAAAAACCCUGGGUGUGUUGGUACAUACCUGCUAUCCUAACUACACAUGAAACAUAAGUAGGAGGAUUGAAUUCCAGGCUGACUUAAGCAAAAAUGAAAGCCUUGUUUAAAAUUUUAACUAAAACACCAGGCACCGGUGGCUCACGCCUAUAAUCCUAACUACUCAGGAGUCUGAGA